GGCAGGCUUUCCCUCUUCCUCCCCCUGUCCCCAUCCUCGUUCCCCAACUCCUCUCCUCGUCUUCCCUCAGCCUCUCUCGCGCACAUACACGCGCGCACACACACACACACACACAUGCACAAUACUGCCAAAAACUGUCCUCCACCCCCCUGCUCAGCUAACUUCCUUUCAGCAUUUUUUUGAGCUGGAUAAUCCUAGGAUUUGUGAAACAGGGGAAAGGAGAGUGCGAGCGAGCGGGAGUCAGGACAGGAAGCUGGUUUCUCAUUCCUCUAACUGUCCGAAGGCAGGAGGAGGGGAAGGGGGGGAGCCAAAGAGGAGCCUUCUGCAGAUUCUUCCCUGGUCCCUUUUCAUUAGUCCGUUUGAACUUCCAGACUCCUCUGAAAGCCGAGAGCAGGACGACCAGACUGGGAAGCUUUCUGCUGGAAGUGGCCACGGCACAACUGAUGAAAUCCAGAAGGUGUCCAGGACCGUACUGAGGGAAAGACGUCCUCCCCCCACCAUUGCCUGCCCCCAGCUUGCCAGCUCCAAUGUGGGCACCCGUCCACCACCCACUUCCCUCUGAUGAGAACCCUUCCGGGCUCGGGCUAUGAUCACUGCUGCUGCCGGCUGGAGAGGCUCCUCUUGCCCUGAUCUUUCUCUGCCACGGGAGCAACCCAACAUCUGGUGGGGAUUAAUGUUUACUUCUCUGACUGGACGCAGCACGGGACCCCCGAUGUUGCUCCCUGGGAGCGGGACACGGGCGGUGGUCUGAGGAGAAAAGCGAGAUUUUUGUCACCCAGCGUGAGGCUGGGGGGAGGGGGGCAAGGUAGGAGGGGGGAAAACCUCUUUUGGGACUAACCUCAUGAAGAACAAGGGAGCCAAACAGAAACUCAAGAGGAAGGGAGCCGCGAGCGCAUUCGGCUGCGACCUGACGGAAUAUCUGGAGAGCUCUGGGCAGGAUGUACCUUACGUGCUGAAGAGCUGUGCGGAGUUCAUUGAAACUCAUGGCAUCGUGGAUGGGAUCUACCGCCUUUCAGGAGUGACAUCCAACAUACAAAAGCUGAGACAAGAGUUUGUUUCUGACCAAUGCCCGGAUCUGACAAGGGAAGUUUAUCUGCAGGACAUCCACUGUGUGGGGUCACUCUGCAAGCUGUACUUCAGGGAGCUGCCCAACCCUCUCCUCACUUAUGAGCUCUACAAGAAAUUCACGGAAGCAGUAUCACGCUUCCCCGAGGAUGAGCAGCUGGCACGAAUUCAAAAUGUCAUCCAGGAGCUCCCACCAUCGCACUACAGAACACUGGAAUACCUGAUCAAGCACCUGACUCAUCUGGCCUCUUUCAGCAACAUGACCAACAUGCACACCAGAAACCUGGCCUUGGUGUGGGCUCCCAAUCUUCUCAGGUCAAAGGAGAUUGAGGCAGUUGGCUGUAAUGGAGAUGCAGCUUUCCUGGAGGUGCGAGUACAGCAGCUGGUGAUUGAGUUCAUCCUGAAUCAUGUGGAUCAGAUCUUCAACAACAACAGAAAAGCCAGCUCUGCAGACAGCAUUGAGAGCGCAUCAGUUGUCAAAAGUCUGACCCUGCCCUCAGCCUCCCUGCCGAUGAAACUAGUGAGCCUGGAAGAAGCACAGGCACGGAGCCUAUCUGCCUCCCACCCUGCUCGGAAGGAGAGGAGAGAGAACAGUCUGCCUGAAAUUGUCCCUGUAACUGGGUCUCUCUUCCACACAGUUGUUGACCUCCCUGACAGCAAGAGAAAAUUAUCUACCAAGUCCAAGAAAUGGAAGUCGAUAUUUAACUUGGGCCGUUCUGGCUCGGAAUCAAAGUCUAAACUGAGUCGAAAUGGGAGCGUCUUUGUAAGGGCACAGAAGCUCUCUGAAAAAGCAACUAUUCGUCCAGCGAAGAGCAUGGACUCCCUAUGUUCCCUGCCAGUGGAAGGGGAGGAUGAAAAGAGCAGAUUCAAACGAACAGUGACUACUGGAGGGUUUUUUGUUCCAGUAAUGAAGAUACGGACAGGUGGCACAGGUAGUUCAUACGACCUCAGCAAGGAGAAUGAAUGGGAGCGGGAAGGAUCUGCCAUGGGAGCCAAAGGAAGCUCAGAGCUGAGUGGGGAGAAAGGUCCUCCCCGGACACCGCAGGCCAAGUCACCCCCUGAGCAACUGAAGGUCUUCCGGGCAGCAGAGAAUGCUGAAAGUGAGCAGACUUCCCCCAAAGGUGGUCGCAUGUUCUACACUUCGGAAACAGCCACCAAGUCAGGUUUCCCAAGCAGCCUUUUUCCCUUAGAGGCCUCCCCUCGUCACCAGAGGAAAGCCCUGAACAUUUCUGAGCCUUUCGCUGUCUCUGUCCCGCUGCGGGUGUCCGCAGUCAUCAGCACCAACAGCACACCCUGCCGCGUGCCCACCAAGGAGAAGCUGUCCCUCUCCAGCCUCGAGGAGCUGUCUUCUCUGGUGACUGAGAGCACUAGCCCUUCUGCCCUGGAAGCUGGGACCCACGCAAGGACAGAGCAGGCACCAGAGUGGAAGGAGAAACAGCUGGGGCCCACCCUGCCAGCAUCAGUAUCCAGAGGCCCUCACCCUGAGGAGCUGGUAGCAGCCAGGAAAUCUGAGUCCUCAGACACUCCACAGCCAGCAGCAGAAAACCCGGAAAUUUUACACAGGCAAAGCAGCUGUACAAGCAGCAGCAGCGACCCCCAGCAGUCCUUAGAGCAGAAUCCCACCUUGGAGCAGACAUCAGCCUCAGAGGUUCAUCUGGUGCCACUCCCUGCAGACAAGACACAGCAAGGACAGCACAAGAACAAGGAUGUCUCCUCAGAAGGCAGCUGUAGCCAGCAGGAGAUUGAGAAGGUUAAGACAGAACAAGGGUCACACUUGAGAGAUGUGGCUGAGGAAGAUGCUGCGAAUGCUCUUCUAGAACCUCUGUGGCCAGAGAUACAGCAGGAACUGAAAAUUAUCGAACCUGAAGAGGAGCUCUUGCUCUUGCCAGCAGCUGUCCCCAAGGCUGGCCUAAUUUCUGAACCCUCUGCUUCAGUACAAACAGAUAGCUCUUCUUCCGGCCCAGGGCACAAUCCAACACUAUCUGAGCAGAAAUCUGCAAGCCAGACACCACAGACACCAGUUCAGGGGCCUUUAUUUGGUGCCACUGGCUUGGAACGACAGGACAGCCUCCACAGUUGCCAGUCUGAUGUGACUGUACGGCAGAGCUGUGUUGCAGUCCUACCCAAACUGGGUACUCUUCCAACCAGCACAGCUGCUCCAAAGAACCACCAUCAAGUGGUGGAGAGCAUGAGUGAAUGCAUCACUUCUUCCCUGGACUGGAAGCUUCAUAGUCAAUCAGAAUUUAAUGAGGUUGCCCCAAGAGAUGAAUUUUCUUCUUCCAAAGGAUCAUGUACAGAGUUAGGGAGAGAAAAAGAUAACACUUGUAAGCUGCAGAAGGAAAAGGAAAGUCUUACCAGAGUCCAGACUGAGAGGGAGAAGCCUGAGAUAAUAACUGCUGAUGAAAGAGACACAUUAUCCUUCAAGGCACUGAGUGGAGCUGGAAUCCAGGAGCUGAAGGAGGGCAAUGCUGUUAGUAGAAUCCAUGAUGGUGGUGAGCAAGACGAUGAGGAUACCUGGACAGAUAAUGUGCAGAGCUUAGAACUUGUGGAGCCAUGGGAAGAUCACCAGUGGGUUACAAGCCCACUCCAUUCCCCCAUCUUUAAGGACAUUCAGGAGAAGAUGAUACAGGAGUUUAAGCCACAGAAACAAAGAAAAGAGACAGGUCUUUUGCUUAGACCUCGAUUCAGUCGUAGCCUGUCCCUGGACAGUAAAGACACAGUGAUGAGUCUGUGGACUAUCCCAUUCUCUUUCAUAGAUGCCACUGAACCACAGCAACCUUGCAGUGACAUUCUGUCAAUGACUUGUGAGCUGCCCAAAACACAAUCCAUCUCCCCUUCCAGUUUGGGCAAAGCUAAGGAAGAUGAGAACAGCACAAGUCCUCCAGAAGAACCUUCAAAAGCUGAGGAGCUGAGGUAUCCUCUCAGCAGGGAGGAGUCACCAGCUCAGAAAGAAGGACCCUCCAGAAUUCCUCUUUCAGAGCGAGAGGAAAAGAAAGUGGAUGUGAGCAAAGAAAAUGCUUGGAGCUCAAAGCUUGAACUGUCUUUUCCAUACCAAAAUAGCCCAGGCAGUUCAAAGGCAAAGAACACAAAGGAGGAGUUAUUCAUGUCCCAGGACACUGCCGUGGGAGAAGAGACUGUUACUAAAGCAUUGUGCUCUGCCGCUGAGUCACAGCUGAGUAAUAAAGGUGAAGAAACAUCUCGCAAAGUGAAGACUAGGCCAUCAUCCCUCAACUUGGAUUCACUCCUUCCAGGCCCAGACUUCUUCGCCUUUGAGAGUCUGUCCAUGUCCUCUGCCUCUGGAAAUCUCCUGUGUGGGCAGAAAGAAGUGAAAACCAGUGAUUCUGUCCCAUCUCUGCCGACUGCCUGUCCUAUUGCCAGUAAAGGUGUUCCCUGGCCAUCUCAUUUCAAUGCCCAUGGGGAUCUAGACUUGGAUUAUCUGGCAGUGGCCCAUGCCACCACUGGCCGUCGUAAUUCUGCCCCCGUCAGCGUGUCGGCGGUCAGGACCUCCUUCAUGAUUAAGAUGUGCCAAGCUAGAGCGGUGCCUGUGAUACCACCCAAGAUCCAGUACACCCAGAUCCCUCAGCCCUUGCAGGCUCAGAAUGCUGCUCUGCCGGUUGAGAAAAAGGAAGCAGAAGCCAAGCAAGCCAUCAGGCAGACUCAACGUGUGGCCUGGAGCCACCUGGAAACCCCCAAGAGCCCACUGUCAGAGAAGAAAGCCAAAGCAGAGAAAGAAAACAGUGAUCCAGCUCAAAAGGACUCAGCCUGCCCUUGGCACAGCAGCCUUGGUUCUCCACCAGAGCCAUCUCAGUCCAGUCAUUACCCUGCUCUGGAUGCCCCAGUUCUGCGCCGAAAGCGCACCUCUGAGGGGGAGACAGCUGGAGAUAACCCACUGUCCUCAAAGAUGGAGAGGCCGUCAGGAUUCUCCAAGCCUUCCUAUAGAUCUAGGCCUGGGAGGCCCCAGAGUCUGAUUCUCUUCAGUCCCCCUUUCCCCAUUAUGGACCACCCUUCCUCUUCAGCAGACUCCAGGGUGUUGUUAUCACCCAUAAGGAGCCCCACUCAGACCACCUCUUCGAGCCCCAUUUGUGGUGAUCUGUCCGAGACUUCGCGGACAACGCCUGAUGGGGUGAUGCUGCGGAACAAAAUGACCAUCCCCAAGAAUGGCCAAAGACUGGAGACUUCUACCAGCUGCUUUUACCAGCCCCAGAGGCGCUCUGUGAUUCUGGAUGGACGAAGCGGGAGGCAGAUAGAAUAGCAACUGCUUCUCAUACUCCUUUUCCGUGGUGGAUGAGAUCAGAGUGUCCAAGACCAACUCUGUUGCCAUUUCACUGUUGUUAUAACUGUUUUGUGUAAGAUGAACCUGAAUCCUUUAAGGUUUCCUGCAAAGCAUUUUGCUAUGGAGGAUGUUUUUGUCAUGCUUUUCCUUCCUUUUCUCACCACUGCCUAGUCUCUCACUGUCUGCCUCUUUUUUUGUAAGCCAGUCCCAGGGAACUUGCAUUUCCUCAUACUCAUUGUCUAAUAAGCCCUGUAAAAAUCUCAUCCUCCCUUUGGAAAAAAAGGAAAAAUAAAUUUCAGUAUAAUUGGAAAAUAGAACUAGGAGGAAAAACUAUUCCAAAGCACUGUAGUCCAGAGUGCAGUGGCACAUCUGCUGAGGAGGUAAGCCCCAGUGUUAGAGAACUCCUUCCAUUGUCUCCCAGCCACCAGUGAAGGACCAUGUUUGAGUUCAUCUCUGUUGUCUGAUUUAGGCAGUGUAAACAAUCAGGUGAAGGUGAAGCUGAAUCACACGGGGUGUGAGACAGCCGAGGAUGUCUGUGACAUCCACAGUCCACAGUGAUAGACAAACAACCUGAAGGUUCUGCCUCCAGCUCUGUCCUAGCAUCAAAGACGUGCUCUUUCCAGCAUGUGCAAGGGCUGAGAUGAAAGUGACUGGACAGGAAAUACCUAGUUGUUCUUCUAUUCUUCCAAGUCCUGCUCAUAAGUUUUGUCAUGCUCAGCUACACCUUCCUUGGGCAGACAAGAUUCUUGUGGCUGGGGAAUAAGUGUGCAUCUGGCAGCAAGAGCAACUUCUUCUCAGGCUGAUAUCAAUGAAAGCAAAGAUAUGAUGGUAACAAAGGAUGCCAUUAACUAUUUUCUUCCAUGCUUAAAGCCAGAGGACACCUCUGUAACUGUGUCCAGCUGUGCUCCACACUGUCAGCAGCAAAGUGAGAGGAUAUUCUGAUCUUCAUGUCCUCAGGCUGUUGCCCUCUUGCACCCUAACUUAUCUUUGACCCUUCAGUCUUUCACUGCUACUGUGUGGCAUGUUCCCAGGUGCUUCUUCCUCCUUUAACUUUCCUCUCCUUGUGAUUUUACACUGUUUCUUUGAGAUCGUGGUUGGCUGUCACCUCCCUGGCCCUCAGUGCCUUCAGAUUGAUUAAGAGUACGGUAAAGAGGAUGAUUUGUGAGACUGCAGAACAGAUCAUGAACAAAGUCCUGAGAGGAGGAUUUGAAGUGAAUUAAACUCUCUCCUGAAGGACCAUUACUAUUACAGGCAAAUACACAUUCAUAUAAGCAACAGCUGCCAUGGGAAUAGAAGUAAAGAUUCCUUUAUAGAACCUCUAACUUUACAUUCUCUGCUGGCUCAUCUGUUGCCUGAUAUGUGACUGUGGGUGACUGCAAAGUCAGGUACAGCCUGUGCUGUCUCUGCAAUUAAGUGUCACCAGUGACUAUGGAGGAGACGGGAACACAGGUGUUGUUGCCAGCACUGAGCUUGUCCCUGUAAUGGUGCUUGCAGGGGCCAUCAUUCAUGGAAAUGUCUGAGCCCGUAGGCCUCUGGGUAGGCAUUAUGGACUAUAGUUUAAGCAGUAACUGAACAUCUGGUAGGAAGUGCUACAGCUACCACAACGAGUGUCAGUCAGAAUUUCCCAACAGAUGUAUGUUUAAAGCUUUUUUCUUUUCUGAAGUACUCACAUUUUCAAAUUCAACUCAGCCCAUGAGUUCCUGGUCUGUACUGAAUGGGUCGCUUAGUGCUGUUUUGGCUGGAGGGCCCAGAGCCUGUAUGGUGCUUUCUCUGCCGUCUUUGACUGCUGAAGAGGAAUUUCUGGGGCCAUAAAUGCAAGGAAUAUAUCUUCAGCAGAAUUUUCCCUUGCCACAUCCAAAGGCAGCGUGAAAAAACAAGAGGGCUUUUCCCUGUCACCAGCUGUAGUCUUUGAUCCUCCCCACCGUACUCCUUAUUUGUGCAUACUGCCAUAUAAGGGGCAACAGAGCAGAGAACUAAGUCUGUGCUGCCAGUUUUGUUGAGGGAGAGUAUUAAGCCAGAUGGGAGCCUGGAGCUCUUGUUUGGAUCCUUAUUUUCUUACAGAUAUCAGCCUAUGCUUUACCUGGGCAAUCCUUGGACAGCAGGUCCAAAAUAUGUAGCUUCAUGGCAAUUGUAUCAUCCUUCUCCCACACCACAAGAUGCCUGUUCAUCCCUUCAUUAAAACUAGGGGGCUGCCAGUCCUCCAUGCUCCACAGUUACACAGCUCUGAGCUGCAUUUACAUGGCACCCAAACACCUUUUUAAUGCCUCAUGGCAAAGUUUUUAACCACCAUGGCUGCAUCAAAGGCAAGUGUCUUGGGAAGGUGUGAUAUGAGGCACGGUGCUAAGGCUUUGGAGGAAAUAAAAGUUGUGGAAAUGAUGCCCAGGUUUUUUUGGCAUCAACAAAAUAGUUUACUUUGGACAGAGAUUUAUAUUCUCUCAAUUCCUAGAAGUUUUGACUGCCAAGGAAUCUGGAACAGAGCCAGCGAAGCUCACCAAGUAAGGUAUCAAAAGAAAAAGAAAAUGUGAUGAAAUCUUGGCACCUUAAAAUAAUUUUCUUUUUUUUUUUUUUUUUUUUUUCUUCUCAUUAUUCUCAUGUAAGCUGAUCUAUGAACAAGAAAUGAGGUCAGGCAAUUUGUAUAUAAUACACUGUCUCAACUCCUAACUGCGUUCCAGUAAGUAAUAGUGCUUUUGGCAUAAGUGGUAAAACUCCUGCGAGAGAGAAUUAUUAGAAAUCUUUAUUUGAUAUUAAAGAUCAGCCUCAACUAAAAUCUGUAUCCAGACUAUACUUUCUAAGAGUGUUUCAGAAUCUGAGCUCAGAUCUAGGUCCUGGAUUUUAAUUAAGCAGAGAUUCUGUAUUGACAUCUAUAUUUUAUGGCUUAAUCCCAUCUCUAUCUAUAGUUUAAUUUCCAGUCAUCAGCUGACGUGUCAAACUUCCAAGACUCCAUCCGAGUCACUUAAAACAGGCACAUCACUAUAGCUGUAUGAUCAUAAGUCAUCUUGUAAGAGGAAUCUUGAGAGAAAGCCCCAGAUCCUGCAUAGCUGAGAGUCCUUGUUUAGUUGCAAGGCGCACUACUGCAAAGGGAUCACCAUUCCCGAUCCCAGGCCCAGACUUCUGCUGAUUUUGUAAUGCCUGUUGAUAUUGAUUGUUGCAGUCAGCUUCAAGAACCAGAAGCAGAUAGUUGAACAGAGACAGAAGUCAGAAGGCAUCUCCUGUUGAAUGGUGCUGACUGUGUGUUUGGAGCUUCCUGAGAUCCAACUUUGCUGAGACACUGCUGAGGUCAGCUUCAGAGCUAGACCUGAUGUCCUUGCUUCACAGCCCUUAGAUUGUUCUCUGCCACCCUGCAGUGGUCAGUUGAACCUGGGACUGGAAGCUCUUCUGAAGUUCAGGGUUUUGCAGUGGUACAUUAUAGCUACCAAGGUCCUGUCCUCCAACACAUCUCUUCAACAUUAGAGACUUUAAGAAAGAAUUUGAGAUUUUUUUGUUUGGUUUUGGAUUUUUGUGGUUUUGGUGUAUCUCCUUUUCUCUGAAGCAAUAUGGAGAAUGGGAGAUGAGUCUGGCCUAUAAUCUAAAGUUUUAUGUAUAGGAGAGCUAUGUCAGUUUUUCUUGGCAUUGUAGAAAGGACCUUACCAAAUUGUCACAUCAUUUGCAGCUCUGCAAAGAUUGUUUCAGAGACCCUGCAGUACAUUUCCAUUCUCCCGAGAUCAUGAAGAGCCAUUCUGGAGGCCAUUCUCAAGUUUGCUGAUGGCCCCAGUACCAAUGGGACACAAGUGACUAAAUUUUAUUCUUCCCACACAGUGAGGGGGUUUGUGCAGCUUCUCUUAAGUGUAGCUUAACAGCUCUGAGUGAAAAGGUUGGGCUGGAAAACGUGGGAAUCCUCUGAUGGGAAGGAAGGACAUGGAUAAUAUUAGCUCACGUGGGAGCUGCCUUUUAGGCAGGAGAGUAAACAGAAAGCAGGAUUGUAUUUUACCUUAUAAACCACAUUGCUCUGGGCUGUUCAUCCCAUGAUAUCAGUUAAAAAAAAACAACAAAGAGCUUAUUUUUUCACCUUUAGAGCUUCAGAGGAACUUAAGUGUGUGUUAGGGAGCAUCCAUAAAGCCCUGCAACGUUUUCCCUCAUCCAGAGUCCAAAUGGUGCAAUCAAAGUUUUUUUUUCUUUCUUUAUGAAUUCUGAAAUGCCUGUAGUGGUGAAUAUUGUGUUAAAUUUUUUUUAUAUAUAUAUAAAAAAGAACAUUCUAUAUGAAUAUAUUAAAAACAAAAUGUAAUUAUAAUGAAGGAAUUGCCUAAAUAGAAUCCUGCACAUCUGUGAAACUUAGGCUGAUGCAUGGAACAGUUUUCUGCUGCAACUUUUGUAGCAUCAAGGGUAUGAGAGAACUGGCUUUCUGCCCACAGAGGAGAGGCUGAUGAGUUCUAGCUAAUCUGUAGUGGGCAGAAGGCCUGAAUCUGCCUUCCUGAGAGGAAUCACAUCCUGGGAGAGGAGGGAGGAGAUCAGGAAGGACCAGAGCGCAAGGACUGAUUUAGCUUUCCACCACAAGCUUUUCCCCAGUCCUUAAAAAUGCAAACAAUGUACUGGAGCAUAUACUAUCUUUCAGACAUGCCCAGGUUUUGCAGUUAACCCUUUUGCUCCUCUCCAUCUCUAGAAAAAAAAAAUCUCUAAGACUGGGGGAGAUGCUGGAGCUAAUCCCAAUUUGGUUUAGCUUUUGCUUGCUUCUAAUCAAUGUAAAGGCUUGGUGAUAAUUAAUUUUGCUCCAAGCAAGGAAUGGGAAGCUUGCCAUGAAGUUCAACUGGAGAUAGAGCAGGACUUUAACAGCCCUGGAAAGGAAGGACAGAAGGAGGCAAGUGUAUCCUGAGGGCUCCAUGCAGCAGCCCAUAUCUUAGAUUUGUUCUUGCAGGCACUGGUCCACUUUGAUUUACUAUUUGCUGCCAGGUCAAGGGAAGGGCUGGAAGUCAGACACUGUGAAAAGGACUGUCCCCAUCCCACUGGACUUGGUUUGUGACUAUUUCUCCUGCUAGCUCUAAUGGAUUUUAUUUUUGUUAAGCUUUGUUCUCUGUGUGGGCUUGCCUGCCUUUGUGCCUUAUUGCUUUAAAAAAAGAAAAAAACCAUAACAGCUAUUAAAAAAGAAAAAAAAAAAGAUGUUUUGCCAGGUCUCAGCCAUGAGAUUAAACUGGAGUUUUUAUAAAAACA
Messenger RNA from Colius striatus (speckled mousebird), 10519 nucleotides. RefSeq names its product Rho GTPase activating protein 31 (gene ARHGAP31). Gene Ontology annotation, molecular function: GTPase activator activity. The record is from RefSeq and is a predicted model, not a curated record. Bases 842 to 5317 code for a protein of 1491 amino acids. The transcript is spliced from 12 exons. Gene Ontology annotation, biological process: small GTPase-mediated signal transduction. NCBI's taxonomy places the organism in Eukaryota, Metazoa, Chordata, Aves, Coliiformes, Coliidae.